Molecule: messenger RNA, 1479 nt
Organism: Thecamonas trahens ATCC 50062
Lineage: Eukaryota; Apusomonadida; Apusomonadidae
Exons: 1
Coding region: 1-1479 (492 amino acids)
Cellular component (GO): catalytic step 2 spliceosome
Molecular function (GO): protein binding; RNA binding
Source: RefSeq, a predicted model, not a curated record
AUGCUCGAAGACCUCCCCGACGAACUCCUUGUCUCCAUCCUCUCCCACACCCCUGCACCCGACGUCGCCGCCGCCCGUGCUGCCUCCCGCCGCCUCGCCCGUGUCGGCGCCGACCGUGCCGUCUGGGCUGCUGCCCUCGCCCGUGACCACGCCCUUCCGUUGCGGGCUCUCCCACCUGGCCUUGCUGCUGCUGGGCCAAUGGCAGCGUAUGUGGCGGUGACACGAUGGCGGCCUGAUCGCUGGCGCGGCUUGCGUGGCGCGAGCUGGCGGAGCCCGGACCUGGCCCAUCUCCGCGCAGUGUGGACGCUCGACGUGGCUGGCGACGCCGUCCUGACCGGUGCCCGCGACUCGCGGCUGCGUCGCUUCUCAUGGCCGCGCGAGUGCUCGGCCGGUGGAGAGAUGGCUCUUGACUUUGUCCUCGAGGGCCACGCCAAGAAGAUCAACGCCGCUCUGUGGCUGGAUGCCGCAGGUGUCGCCGUCUCGGGCUCCACCGAUGCCUCGGUUCGGAUCUGGGACCUGGCGGCGGCAGAGGCGGGCGCGCAAGACCCGUGCUCGGCUGCGAUUCCGCUAGCGGCCUCGGUCCUCACGCUCUCGUCGUGGCUGCCGCAUGCCGCCUCGCCAGCGCCGACACGCUAUCCGGGCGUUUUCCCGCACGCUGUCGCCGGCCUGCACGACGGCUCCAUCGCGCUGCUCGACAUUGAGGUCGGCGCUCUGGUAUCGGACGCCGGCUCGGCGGGUGGUAGCAACGGGGCAGUCCAGUCGACGGAUGUGGCGGUGGUUGGGAGCGCACCGGUGGUUGCUGUGGGCUCGUAUCGCGGGCAGGUGACCUGGUAUGAUGCCCGGGCCGAGGCUGCAGCUCACUCGGUCAAGGUCUGGCAGCCCGAGGUGACCAAGGUUAUCUUUGACCGCAAGCCAACCAAGGUCCAUGUUGCAUCGCGCGCCGGCGUCGCCGCUACCUACGACAUUCGCGCCCUCGGCCGCCCUCUGCAUGUCAUGGACGAGCACGGCGACGUCAUCCGCGACAUGGUCUAUGUGCCGAGCGCGGGGAGGCUCAUCACCGGAUCGUACGAUGGCCUAGUCAUUGUGUGGGACGCCGAGACCGGCGAUGUCGUUAGGCUCUGCGACGGGCACGACGAUUGGGUCUGGACGCUGGCCGCGGGCGAAGAGGUGUUUGUCUCGGGAGACCACUCGGGUAUCGUCAAUGUGUGGGAUCUGGAGACCGGGGCGUGGUGCGCGACUCUUCCACAGGGACAUCUCCCAGCCGGACCUGUUGCGCUCGCUAUGAGCGACUCUGUUCUCGCUGUUACUGCCGGUUGCCAACUCGCUGUUCACGACGUUGUUGGCGGGCUCUGGCCCGAACUCAACGAUCCGGCCCUUGCCGCCUCUGUCCCGUCGUCGGCCGCCGGAGCCUCGAUCCGGCCGCGCGCCGCCAACCCUGACGAGAGCUGGUGCGAGUGGUUGACGCGAUUGGUUUGGUAA